AUGCCAGUUUUAAGAUUUAAUUUCGCCAAAGAAAACGCCCAGCUAGCAAAGGCUUUUGUCCAUAAUCUUGAUAACCAAGCCGAAACUUUCGACAUUGAAGAAAAACAAGGCUUUGCUGACAAACUGCCCAAAAACCAAGCAAAAUUAAACCAAGAAGCCAAAGAGAGUGCUUCGGUUGCGGUGAUUAUUUCACUUGCUACCGGCAAGCUAAUUAUGAUUAUUGCCUUAAUUGCGCGAUUAAUGGUAGUCGCUAUCAAAAAAUCAAUUGUUUUUACCGGUGUGCUUUUGCGGCUUACCAACCCAAAGCCAUGGAAAGACACUACCGCCAAGAACAUUACCCCAAAGGCAAGGAGGUCCACCAUGCUUAACCUCUACCAAAAGCUCCAACAAAUCCAAAGCCAAACUGGCGCCAUUAGCAAAAGCGAAUUAAACAAAUUCCAAAACUACCGCUAUUUCACCGAGCAGCAAGCCCUCAAUAUCCUUAAGCCCUUACUCGCUGAACAAAAGCUCACUUUAACUUUUGCUGAUGACCCCAACCAAAUCAGCACUGAAAAACCGGAUAAAGACAACUCCGACCCAGCCAAAGCCAAAGGCUGUGCGGAAACUUACGCGAUUAAAUACUUCCUAACCAAGUUUUUCCUCAUUCCCACUACCGAUGAACUAGACCCCGAUGUCACUAAAUCCACUGAACACUUAAACCGUUUAAAAAACGGUCAGCAAGAAACCCCCGAAGCCAUCCAAAAAAGACUCCAAACCAAAGACCAACAAAAAGAAGCCGAAUUAAAAGCCAAAUACGGAGCAGACUGA
This is a messenger RNA of Entrophospora sp. SA101, 807 nucleotides long. The record is from the annotation of a GenBank genome assembly. Lineage: Eukaryota; Fungi; Glomeromycota; Glomeromycetes; Entrophosporales; Entrophosporaceae.